GACCACCCCCACACUGACAGAGGAAAGGACUGUGGGAGGGGAUAGAACCAAAGCAACCAGCACAUGAACAAGUAACUUACAGUCUACACACACACACAGGGCAGAGGGAGGAUCAGAAAACACAGAUUCACACACAGGAGCAGUUUGACAAGGUACAGGAGGCUCCUUCUGACACACUCUGACAGCUGAGGAAAAGUAAACUUCAAACAUAAAGGAGGACCUGUCAAGAAGACUCAUUGGAAAAAGGACACUGUUGCUUGGAUUCACACACACAUUUCUUCUCCUUUUUUACCGUAUUCUAGGAAGACGGCUUCAUGGGUGAAAGAUGAAUCCCCGGCUGUCGGGCGACUGUUCGAGUGAUUCUUCUGCAAUGGAGGAUGUUUCCCAGCACACCCAGUGACUCCCUCCAUCGCCUCCGCCUCCUGCUGAAUGCGGAAAGUCUAGGAUGGAAGACCCACCAAGUGCUGAUUUGAGGCACCGGAAAAACGAUAUUGACCUUCAACACCAACUCCCCUCCUUCCUUGCGAGAAGAUGCACAACUAGCUGCUUUGCCGCCAUCACCAACCAGACAAGGACCACCGCCAACGGGUGACAAGACUUCCAGGAUGUUCGUGAACUUCCGCCGGAUACGAAAGUGCCAGUUUAUGCAGCUGAUGACCACCUGCCUGGUGCUGUCGGUGGUGAUGGUUUGCUGGGAGCAGCUGGACAACAGUGUGGUCAGCCACGUCAAGUCCUACUCCUACCGCUACCUGGUCAACAGCUUCACCUACAUCAACAAGAGCCUCACCAUACCCCGGGAGCAGGCUAAAAGCUUCAGCAACUUCCCCUACCUGCUGGACCACACAGAUAAAUGCGUCAGCAAGGAUGUCCUCCUGCUCCUCUUCGUCAAGACCUCCCCAGAGAACAUUGAGCGGCGGAACGCCAUCAGGUCAACCUGGGGUAAUGAGACCUACAUCCAGAACGCCCUGGGAGUGACGGUAAAGGUGGUGUUCGCCUUGGGAGCGCCUCAGGCCAGGAACAAGGUUCCCUCGUGGAGCAAGAGAUUUGGCUUUCAGGAGCAGCUCAUCAAGGAGGACGGUCUCCACGGUGAUUUGAUCCAACAGGACUUCUUAGACUCCUUCCACAACCUGACUCUGAAGCUGAUCAUGCAGUUCCACUGGGCUCAUAACCACUGCGCUCACGCCCGCUUCCUCAUGACCGCUGAUGACGACAUCUUCGUCCACAUGCCGAACCUGGUGAGCUACCUGCAGGACGUGAGCAGCAGAGGGGUCACAGACUUUUGGAUUGGUCGAGUGCACAGAGGGGCACCGCCAAUCCGCAGCAAAGACAGCAAGUACUACGUGUCGUAUGAGAUGUACCAGUGGUUGUCGUACCCCGACUACACAGCCGGGGCCGGGUAUGUCGUCUCCAGGGACGUAGCGGACAAAAUCUACCAUGCCACGCUGACCCUAAACGCCUCUCUUUACAUAGACGAUGUGUUCAUGGGCAUCUGUGCCAAUGCUGUUGGCGUGUCACCACAAGAGCACGUCUAUUUCUCAGGCGAGGGCAAAGCGCCCUAUCACAUGUGUAUCUAUAACCAGAUGAUGACCUCGCAUGGUCACGUGGAGGAUAUCUACAACCUGUGGAAGGUGGCGACGGACCCGCAGGUGAAGCAGAAGACCUCUGGACUCAUAGGGAGGCUUCACUGCGCAGCCGUGAAAAUAGCUCUCCUUUGUAAACCGUACUAUUUUAACACCUACCCGUGCAAAGCAGCCUUUUUGUAGUACUAUGUCAGGUUGCAUUUGCAGACAGAGAGGAAGUGUGUCAUAGAUCAUAAUGCAAGAAGGAUCAUGGUUGCAAAUAUUACCUCAGUCCUUCAGUCGGACACCCAUGUGAAAACACUGGAGCCUGUGUUGUGUGUUUCCCGAGUCAAAGACACCACAUGAUUCCUGUUUGUUCUUUGUUGUGUGUGAGAUCUCCAACACUUCAAUGACAACUAGUUUUAAACUUUAAUAAAACUGGCUUUGCAUUUACAGCAGAAUGAGUUCUGAAUAGUUUUUUAAAAGGUGCUGUUUACAUGUAGUCCCAACACCAUGCUCAGAAAUGGAACAAGACUAUAUUGAGUAUGAUAAGCAGAAAAUAACACAACGUUAAGUCUUGAAAUGUGGUAUGCAUAUGUUUCGGGUAAGUAUCUAACAGUACAGCUUUGCAAUGUUUUUUUAACCACAUGAAAAAUUGCACUUAUCAAUAUUCAAAGUGUGUACUUUUGAAGAAACUAAGAAAAACACAGAAACUUUUCUAAAAUAGCAUUAUGUUUAUAUUUUUUAUUUAAAAAUGGUUUUGAGUUCCAAAUACUUGAUUGUGCUCCUUCUAGGUACAACCAUUUUUUUAUCGUAUCGUUUUUAGUUAUUGGGCACAUGGGACGACUGAUUAUUCUAUUAAUUUAUUUUUCUAUUUAGGAACAAACUGUGGUCCUAAAGACACAUUUUUCAUUUAAGCCCACAAACACAACAUUUAAAAACUUGGUAUUUACCACUCAUUCAAACUCCAAUAGUAAAAUGCAGAAGCAACACAGUUUUGAUGUGUAAGUAGGUCAGUGUCAAAUCUAAAAAUGUCUCCAUGUCAUAAUGUGGGAAAUUCCUCACAGUGAAGUAGAACAGAUGAGUCACAGACAACAUUUCCUGUGCUGCAAAUAACAAUGAAAUAAAAGUGUGGACUCUUU
Molecule: messenger RNA, 2701 nt
Organism: Trematomus bernacchii (emerald rockcod)
Lineage: Eukaryota; Metazoa; Chordata; Actinopteri; Perciformes; Nototheniidae
Product: lactosylceramide 1,3-N-acetyl-beta-D-glucosaminyltransferase A-like
Exons: 2
Coding region: 606-1763 (385 amino acids)
Biological process (GO): brain development
Cellular component (GO): membrane
Source: RefSeq, a predicted model, not a curated record